Molecule: messenger RNA, 2019 nt
Organism: Chinchilla lanigera (long-tailed chinchilla)
Lineage: Eukaryota; Metazoa; Chordata; Mammalia; Rodentia; Chinchillidae
Source: RefSeq, a predicted model, not a curated record
UAUUGGUGAUAUAUUGGUAAGGCACCAAAGCCUCAGCUUUGGAAAUCGGAUAUCUCCAGACCCGAGGGUCUCAAGACAGCUCAGGGGAGGGCCUGGGCCCCUGUGAGGGUCACACAGGGAGGUGUAACUUAUGUUUGAAAUGAGAUCCCUAAGCAAGGAAGUUCUUCUAUUGCUUUUGCCUAGAUUUUUAUCCCUGAAAUUUCUUGUAAAGUUAAUAACAUAAACUUGGUUCAGCUGUUCCAAGGGGAAAGUAAGGAAGGAGAAAAUUGGAUAUCCUCAGGGAGUUAUACAUAUUAGAGACACCAAAGCCCAAGAAGGAGGCAAAAACAGAAAAAAAGAGGUACAACCAAUCAAGGAGCUAGCAUACCUGCAUGGAAUUUUUUAUUCUGGAGAGCCUUUGGCCUACAAAUUUACAUCACACACUGCAUAUGCUGGAAACAGCUGAUUUCUGUGAAAGACAACGUUUAUAAACUCCUGCCUUUGGCACGGAACUACUUUAAAUAUUAUAGUUUUUCCUUUAAAAACAUUUCCAAGCACCUGAUAUGUGCCAGAUAUUAAACAAGUUAUGGUCAAGAUUUAUACUCAGCUUUGGAAAAGGAUUCAUUACUUUGCCUUUCAUAGCUGUAGACUGCGGCAUAAGUCACGGUGCGUUCUGUGCUUCCCGCCCACCAGGAAGCUUGGUUUGGCCACACAGAUUAGGAUCCCAGGCCAACUGUGGUCGCAAAAUAAACCCUUUUCCACCCUGAGUAAAACGGCAUUUUCUUUGCAAACUAGAUGUCUCUCAAAUUUUAUUAACAGGAUAAAAAUAACUGAUUACAUAAGCCUGGGCAAGAAACCCUUAAUUUCAUUUUAGAGUUCUCUACUAUGACACGUGCCCUACAAUAGAAAGAAACACAGAUUGUUUCACAUUACCUGACAUGCUGCAAAUUACUACUGGAAAUUUAGACUUUCAGGGAGAUACAGGUAUGUUUCGGUUUGGUACAUUUAUUUCAAUAUAAUUUAAUUCUGUUCUAACUUUGUUUCUUAAAAAAUAUCAAAAUACCCAUAGAUUUCCAGCAAUUCAGGCUUGUUCUUCUACAUCGAGGGGGUUCUGGGGUGUGGAGGGCUUGCUUAGCAUGUUCGAGGUCCUGGGUGCAAGCCAGUGUGUGUGUGUGUGUGUGUGUGUGUGUGUGUGUAAACACAAAACCAUGAGUUAUGUAAUGCUGCACACAAUGUAAAUUCAGGCUUCUGCAGCAAGACUUUGAAGGCUUUGCUGCCCACUGUUGAAAUCUUGAAGACAGUGCUCUGCCAGAGCUUCAAAACCAUGGGAAAAACAAAGUCAGAGUUACCCCACGGUGCAACAGGCAUUAUUCACAGGCUCCAAAGGCAGAAUCGUUGAACUCCACCAGGCUUACUAACUGACUCGCAUUAACGGUGAACAACCCUCUGGUCAAGUGGAGACUCAUUCAGUAGCCUUUAUCUUUCUAUCAAGCAUCCAGUCAAUUCAUUUCAAGCCUGUCGAUCUCUCAGGGCGCCUUUGGAUGAGUUUCCUUGCUUUGCUUGUUGUGCUGCUGGGCUCACAGACUCUUUCACAAUGUCCCAGGUUCCUAAAUGCUUCAUAAGCACGACUGAGCCGCGCCGAACCUCUGCAGCCUGUGCCUUCACAAGCCUGUGUCCCAGCAAGUCAAAGCAGCAGGAGAGUGAGCUGGCACAGGGUGAUAGGGGCAGAAAAGGGGGCAAGAGGAUUGCACCGGUGCUGCGUUCCCAGACAGAGCCAGCAGGCGGUAGCAACACCCCGGGGAAGGCCCCAGCCAGCCUCGCAGGCCGAACAAUAGCCCCCCAGCCCAGUCCCGGGUUGCACAGCAGGUUCAGGCGGGCGCUGACUUUUUUCCUCCCCUGGUUUCAGCCCUACCUCCAGGCCCCUUCUGAGCGCACUUUCCACCGCCUCUCAUCACCGGGGGCCUGGGGUCCCUUGCAGCGCGGGCAGGGAGGAGGCCGCCUGCGGUGCAGCGACCUGCCCCAGCCAGCCAGACCCGGCAC